AUGAGCAAGAUGUCAGAGGAGGAGGAGUUUUUGCUGUUCAAGAACAUCUCCUUGGUGGGGCCGUGGGAUGGGCCUCAGUACCACCUCGCCCCUGUCUGGGCCUUUCACCUCCAGGCAGCUUUCAUGGGCUUUGUCUUCUUUGCAGGGACGCCACUCAACGCUACCGUGCUGGUGGCCACACUGCGCUACAGAAAGUUGCGGCAGCCACUCAACUAUAUUCUGGUCAAUGUGUCCUUGGGGGGCUUCAUCUACUGCAUCUUCUCUGUCUUUGUCGUCUUCAUCACCAGCUGCCAUGGAUACUUUGUCUUCGGCCGCCAUGUUUGCGCCCUGGAGGCCUUCCUGGGCUGUACAGCAGGUCUGGUGACAGGCUGGUCACUGGCCUUCUUGGCCUUUGAGCGCUACAUCAUCAUCUGUAAGCCCUUCGGCAACUUCCGCUUCAGCUCCAAGCACGCACUGAUGGUGGUCCUGGCCACCUGGACCAUUGGUAUUGGUGUCUCCAUCCCACCCUUCUUUGGCUGGAGCCGGUUCGUCCCUGAGGGUCUACAGUGUUCCUGUGGUCCCGACUGGUACACCGUGGGCACCAAAUAUUACAGCGAGUACUAUACCUGGUUCCUCUUCAUCUUCUGCUACAUUGUGCCUCUCUCCCUCAUCUGCUUUUCCUACUCUCAGCUGCUGGGGGCCCUCAGAGCUGUUGCAGCUCAGCAGCAGGAGUCAGCCUCUACCCAGAAGGCUGAGCGGGAGGUGAGCCACAUGGUUGUGGUGAUGGUGGGAUCCUUCUGUCUCUGUUACACACCCUAUGCUGCCCUGGCCAUGUAUAUAGUCAACAACCGUAACCAUGGGGUGGAUUUACGGUUUGUCACCAUUCCUGCCUUCUUCUCCAAGAGUGCUUGCGUCUACAAUCCUAUCAUCUACUGCUUCAUGAAUAAGCAGUUCCGAGCUUGCAUCAUGGAGAUGGUGUGUGGAAAGCCCAUGACAGAUGAGUCUGACGUGUCCAGCUCCCAGAAAACAGAAGUUUCUACUGUCUCUUCUAGCCAAGUUGGCCCCAACUAAGGAGCUAUAUUGGCCUGUUUGCAGCAACGAGGACUUUACAUUUAAGGAAAUUUCUACUUUCUCUGUCAAAAACCAAACUACUAUCAACACAGAAAAUGGGAACGGAGUGACACCAAUUUGGGGGGGGGGUCAAUUUUCCAUUUUCCUACUAUUUCCUUCCUACCUACACACAGCUAGAUCUACUUCAGACCACCCCAAAGGCCAUUUCAACAAUCAUCAGUUUAUACUCUUAAGUGGCACAAUUUAUAGCACUUGGAGAACAGAUUUCUACAUACAAGGCAACUGUAAAGGGGUAUGGCUAAGUUUUCAGUGUAUAGCCAAUUAUUUUCCUUUUUAGUAACAUUUUUUCCCCCUACUGGGGAUCUGUUCAAUGAUACAUUUUGAAUUAAAACAAACUUAUGAAAACACUUUAGAAAUGAGACAAUAAAAAAACAAAAAAACAAAACAAACCAAAAAAAUCUUUAAAAAGCCCUUUAGUAGGUCCCAAAUCAGUUUGAAAGAACUUUCUUAUGCUGUCACUGCCAGUAACUGGUAUCACUUUGGCUGGGACAGCCGUGCCCAUAAACCCCUGCAGCAGCGUGAAUUAUUCCAGGUGCCUCCUUUCCCCCACACCUCCUAUGUGGCUAAACCUAUAUAUCUGUCUUAAGCUGUGUAUUUACUAAAGUUAAUAGUUUAAUUCCCUUCAUGUUCUCAAAAUGAAUCUGCACAUCUCAAUAUCAUUUAUAAACUAUACAAAAUGUUCAAAAAACUGUUUUACCUUAUACUCCCUCUCCCCACCCCCUGAAGAAGAGCCUUUUUGAAAUAAAAAUCAAGAUAAAUGUGUGUACAUUCAGAAAUGGCUUGUGUUUGGUAUCAGACAAUUAUGUAAUGAGCAGCUGGGCUCCUCUCCACUUACAUGGCCUAAGGGAAACAGAGAAGGGUUACACAGCUGUAGAAGG
This is a messenger RNA of Hippopotamus amphibius kiboko, 1988 nucleotides long. RefSeq names its product opsin 1, short wave sensitive (gene OPN1SW). The record is from RefSeq and is a predicted model, not a curated record. Gene Ontology annotation, cellular component: photoreceptor outer segment; membrane. Gene Ontology annotation, biological process: phototransduction; visual perception; G protein-coupled receptor signaling pathway. NCBI's taxonomy places the organism in Eukaryota, Metazoa, Chordata, Mammalia, Artiodactyla, Hippopotamidae. Gene Ontology annotation, molecular function: G protein-coupled receptor activity. The transcript is spliced from 5 exons. Bases 1 to 1050 code for a protein of 349 amino acids.